UAUGACGUCAAUGGUUUUAAACCUCUGCGACCGCGCGCAGGGUUAAUGAAUUAGCUAAACAUUUUAAGAUUGGUUGUCACCUUACUAGUUUAAGACAUAUAUUUUAGCCCUCGAUUUUCUCUGUGUUCUUUCAGGCUUGCGAUUUUAUCUGAAAGACUGAUUUCUGAUAAGAUGGACAUCCAGAUCAAUCACCAAAUCAUUCAAGACGCACUUUACAUGUUCAUUCAGUCCUAUAUACCUCAAGCAGACCUCAGUUCUCUAGAUGAUGUGAUUUUGUCGUACAUCACUGGGGUGCUAGAAGAUUUGGGAUCCCAAGAAAGUGUGGAGGAAAACUUUGAUGUGGAGGUGUUUGUUGAAAUGCUGGAAGCCUACAUUCCUGGUUUUUCUGAUAUUGACAGUGUUAAAGUUUGCGAGAUGAUGUUUAAUCUGGCAUCCAAAUUGGCUUCGGCACGGGAUGCAGAAUCUGAGGAGGUUAAAACAGAAGAGAAUACAUUUCCUUUGUCAGAAAGAUCGGCCAUUAUCCAGGAACACUCAAGAGAAAAGAUCCACAGCCUCCCAUCACAAGCAGAGGGAGCCACAGCACCAGAGGCGACUAAAUCUGUUUGGGAUAACCAGGAGCAGCAUCUUCUUGAGAUGUUUCCCAAAUGUAGUGUGACUGAGGCCAGAAGUGCGUUGUCCAUUGCUAAAGGAGUUAUGGAAGAAGCUGUUCGCCUUAUUAUUGAGGGAGAUGUCCAGCUUAAGUGUCCUCCCUCUCUCGACGGAAACCAAGGGAAGGCUGUAUCAGCUGAAGUUGAUCAGAAACUUAAAGCAAGCAUUUUAGAAAAGUACAUGCUGGUUGACAGUGAAGAAGAUAAAAAAGUACACAGACCAGUCACUCCAAAGGAUGCCCCUAAGAAACUGGUGCGCUACCAUGGAAGUCAAGUGGUCACCACAAAAGGGGAACGCUACCAUCUAGUCAAGAAAGAAGGAACUGACGAUAUGAAGAAGACCUACGUCAGUCUCAAACCAGCACGCAAAUAUCGUUUUCAUUGAUGAUAAGCAUCUUGUUGAUGGACCAUUCAGAUGAUCUUUUAGUAAAUCCUUUUGUCUUUACCUAUGACUGGAAACAACUGGUUUGGUUUUUAUUUAAUUGUACCUUGUUCAAAAUGCGUGUUCAUUUAUUUAAGUGGUGCUCGAGUUUUUGUUUACUUGAGAGUUUGAUGGAUUGGAAUUGAUUUUGCUGUGUAUUGUGUAUAACUCCAGCAGGUUGUGGGUUACUGUAUUUUUUUACUAAAAACAUUGCAAUAUACUUAAAGUGAAAGUUUAACUAAAAAAUAAAAAUCACAUAAUUUAUUUACCCCCAUGUUGUUCAAAAUCUGUAUAUGACUAUCUUCAGUCAAACACAGAAGAAGGUAUUUGCAGAAAUGUUUCAGUGGUUUUGUGUUGUGCAGAAGAAAGUCAUACUGGUUUGGAAUGACAUGGGGGUGAGUAAGAGAUGAAGGAUUUUUAAUUUUAGGUGAACUAUCCCUUUAAGAACACUGGAGUAUUUAUAUUUGACUGUUUUCUUUAAAUCAAACCUUGUUUGAAAAAGUAUCAUUACAGUCAGUGAAACAUGAAGCUAAGUGGUUGUUUUGUUCUAAAAUCAACUAAUUUAGCACAUUUUCAGUGGCAGGAAAACAGAUGAACAUCAGUAUUUAUAUUUUGCAUCCUAUCUUUAUUUUCAUAUGCAGAAAUAAAACACUCCAUAUAUGUUCCUACCGAGAUUAUUGACUAGCAGGGUCUGUGACGGGGUUUCUGUUGAAGUUCAUAAACAACACUUGACAAAUGUGCAUAGAUCAAACGGCAUAUUUAAUUUCUCGGCUGGCUAUGCAGUUUUAGAAAAGGAUGUGGUUUGUGUUCACGAACAGCUGUAGAGUCAUAUCCAUAUUACACUGGUAUUUUAUGCAGAUAGUUUGUGCUUGGUGUACUCUGUUUACUUGUUGACCAUGUGGUGUAUUGCAUAGAGACUCAGUUUCAGCUGUCAACAUUACCAGUCACUUCCAGUACCACCAUGACCCUGAAACUAAUGUGCAGUGAUUAAAUUCAAAUAUAUUCACAUUAUUUUUGAAGGACUGAUUCAUGUUUCUAAAAGUAACCAGUAAAGUUUUAAUGUUUUAAGAAUACUUUGUCUCCACAGUUUUGUCUCUUCUGACAUUAAUAGUUUUCAAAAUAGUUUUGUUGUGGAUAAUUCAUUUUAAAGUUAAAGGGAUGCUCCACCUAAAAAGGAUUCUGUCAUAUUUACUCACCCUCAAGUUGUUCCAAAUCUGUAUUAAUAUCGUUGUUCUGAUGAACACAGAGAAAGCAACUGAC
Molecule: messenger RNA, 2328 nt
Organism: Triplophysa rosa
Lineage: Eukaryota; Metazoa; Chordata; Actinopteri; Cypriniformes; Nemacheilidae
Gene: cuedc2
Product: CUE domain containing 2
Exons: 9
Coding region: 172-1032 (286 amino acids)
Source: RefSeq, a predicted model, not a curated record